AAAAGGGGGAAAAGUAAAGAGUUGGGAAAACAAUGGACCAAUGAACUUUGAGUCAACACCUGGCCAAACUUUCCACGUCAACGGAGCAAUUUUUCUUCCCGUGCGUCAACAAGGAUUUCUUUUUGUUGUUGUUGUUUUUUUUUUUUUUUGCGGGGAAAACGUCGCGAUCCCGAAGUGUGACAAGUUCUCCGCCAAGUUUUCUUCGUGGGGAUGUUGAGCUCCGUAAAGAUGGAAGCCCACGACCUGCCCGACUCAUGGAACCCAUUCUACAGCGAGGCCAGCGAGAUGUAUUCGUCGCCCAGCAGCAUGAACUCCGCCCUGGCGUCCAUGGGCUCCAUGGGGCCCCUCAACAGUUACAUCAACCUGAACCCGACGGGCGGCGGCGGGGGCGGUCUCAACAUGGCCUACCCGGGCCCGGGCCUCAGCACGUCGCCGCUCGCCUCGGUGGGCUCGGGCCCGGCCCACGUGCCCCUCUCCCCGGUGGCGCCGUCUCUGGGCUCGGCCUCGCUCACCCAGCUGGGUCCGGCCGCCGCCCCCCCGGGCUCCCUGUCCCACUACGGCAACAUGAGCCAGUCCGUGAGCCAGCUGGGCUACCCGUCGGGCGCCUCCCUGACCCGCGGCGGGCCGAAGGAGAUCCCGCCCAAGCCGUACCGGCGCUCGCUGACCCACGCCAAGCCGCCGUACUCGUACAUCUCGCUCAUCACGAUGGCCAUCCAGCAGAGCGGCAGCAAGAUGCUGACCCUCAACGAGAUCUACCAGUGGAUCAUGGACUUGUUCCCGUACUACCGGGAGAACCAGCAGCGUUGGCAGAACUCCAUCCGCCACUCGUUGUCCUUCAACGACUGCUUCGUCAAGGUGGCCCGCUCGCCCGACAAACCGGGGAAAGGCUCCUACUGGACUCUGCACCCGCAGUCGGGUAACAUGUUCGAGAACGGCUGCUACCUGCGGCGCCAGAAACGCUUCAAAAUCGACGACAAGCUGACCAAGAAGGCGGGCAAAGACGGCGGCAAGGGGGGCGACGCCUCGGACGACCGCAGCCCGUCCGGGCCCGGCGGCUCGGACGAAGCCGACUCGGCCCACUCGGACAACUCCCACCCGGGUUCGUCCGACGACCAGACGCUGCCCCGCGGGACCGCCAACGACGGCCUGUUGGUGCCGCUCGACUGCGCCCCGCCGCCGCCGCCCGCCCUGCCGCCCGCCUCCUCCGCCGGCCUCUUCCACGCCCAGUCCUCCCACCUCCUCCCGGGCCCGAUGGGGCAGCACAUGGACCUGCAGAGCGACGCCCUCAAGUCGCUGGACCCCCACUACAACUUCAACCACCCUUUCUCCAUCACCAACCUCAUGUCCAACGAGCAGAAGAUGGACCUCAAGUCCUACCAGGACCAGGUGAUGGCGUACAACAGCUACGCCUCCGGCGGCUCGCCCGUGCCCGCCAAGCAGAUCUACGACAGUCCCGGACCGGGGACCAUGGACUCCGGCGCCUACUACCAGACGCUCUACAGCCGCUCCGUGCUCAACGCGUCCUAACUGAAAUGAACGCGGCACAAAAUGGAGGCUUCCCCGAGAAACUCUAAAAUGGCCGCCCUGUUCGGAAAGCCAUUCGAGCUCUCCUCCGGAUCUCGAACUUAAGGUCCACGUACUAGUAGCCUCUUUGUCCUCACUACUAAGAUAAUUCAGACCCCGCUAGAACAAUUUUCUUUCAAUUCCUAUAUUUCUGACCGGUUACAGCGUUGGCCUCACAGUUCUGAGGUGCCGGGUUCAAUCCCGGCCCUCUCGAGCGGAGUUUGCAAGUUCCCCCCGUGCCUGCGUGGCUUUAAUCGGACACUCGAAAUUGCCCCUGGGUGUGAUUGUGAGUGCGACCGUUCAUCUCUAUCUGCCCUGCGAUCGGCUGGCGACCAGUUCAGGGUCUACCCUGCCCCUUGCCUGCUGGGAUAGGCUCCGGCAAUCCCCGCGACCCUCGUGAGGAUAAGCGCCUAGCAAAAAUGGACGGAUGGGAGUUAAACGCAUUGUCGUGACGUGAAACCGAUCAAAUGAAGUACAUUGGACGCACACUAGCAGCCGUUUGAGCAUUUAUUCCUCAAGAGCCAACCUUGAGCUUGUUGUACUAGUACCCUGUGUCCUCAUUAGCAAGUCCCGGGUCGCUACUAGUAUCCAAUGACGCCUGGUAACCUACUGUGUUGCACUAGUAAUGUUACUCGGACCAACUGGUAGGCAUUUGUUCUUCACUAGUACCCCAUUUGUCCUAGAACCGUGUGCUAUAACUAACCAACAAAAUUCUACUAGUAGUCAACAUGUAGCACUUCACUCGUUGUCCGGCCGGCGAGGACAAAGACGGUACCGGAACGUGGACUUUGAGACGGAUACCGAGGAAGCGGCUCGGGCAUUUAUUUGAUAUCCGACUUCGCUUCCCGGCGCCAGCGCGUGGACCUCCGUCCGGAUCCGGAGGAUCGGCGAGGCGCGUUUUUGAAGGAGCAGAUUUUUCCUCUCGCCUCUUCGGAGACUCUCUGGUCACACGCGAUGACGACGACGACGACGAAGAUGGACUUUGUACAAAGUGUAAAUGGCGGCAAUGUGUGAGCGCGCGAGUGUGUCAAAGGGGUAUUUGCAUUUAUUUAUAAAGGGAAUAAAUUUUAAUAUAUCUUAUAUUCUGCUUUGUCCAAAGAGUUACAAAUGAAACGUGUGCUCGAGGUGUUACGUUCAACUUUUUACUCUUCAUGUUACACAAAAAAAAAAAAAAAAAAAAAGAUUGUCUGACACUUUUUGGGCUUUAUUCCGGGAUUAAUGAAUCAUCUGGAAUAGAAGAAUCACGCGGGGAAGGAAUGGGAGUUCUGGAAUGAGGAAUGUUAUUCUGAUUGAGAGUGGGAAUAUUUUGGAAAUAUGGAAACGUUCUGGAAGAAGGGACUUUUUGGGAAUAAAAAUGUGUGCCGCAAUUUGGGGGAUGUUCUGACGAUGUUCUCGCAAGGGGAGAACCGAGAAUUGCAACGUUCAGAAUGUUCAUUUUGUGGAAAGAUUCUGGAAUAGUCAUAUUCCAGAUUAAAUGAGUAUUCCGGAAUUUCAAAAAAAAAUUGUUACGGCUCAAGAAUGCUCUUCUAAAUCCAAAUACUAGAAAAGGAAUAUUCCGGAAUAAGGGAGGUUGCUAUGUGAAUCUUCUGCAAUAGCAUUGUUCCAGAAUCAAUGAUGAUUCCGGAAUAAAAAAAAAUGUUAUGGUUCAAGAAUCCUCUUCUAAAUCCAAAUACUAGAAAAGGAAUAUUCCGGAAUAAGGGAGGUUGCCAUGUGAAUCUUCUGCAAUAGUAUUGUUCCAGAAUCAAUGAUGAUUCCGGAAUAAAAAAAAAUGUUAUGGUUCAAGAAUCCUCUUGAAAAUCCAAAUAGUAGAAAAGGAAUGUUCUGGAAUAAGGGAGGUUGCCAUGUGAAUCUGAUGGAAUAGUAUUGUUCCAGAAUGAAUGAAGAUUCCGGAAUCAAAAAAAAAAAAAAAAGGUUCAGGUCUGGCUAAAGAAACAUUCUGAUCAAAAAGGAAUAUUCUGGAAUAGGGAGUAUUUGAGAAUAAGAAAGUUUGGGAAGACGAGCAAACGUUUGGGGGAAGAAGGCAAAGCAAACUGUGGUAAAGACGUUUUUCUUUUCCCCUUGUUACCUGUAAGAGCGGCUGGGCUGGGACCGGACCGGACCGGACCGGACCCUCCGUGCGAAGCGCCGGUUACUAAAACACGAGGCCAGGAGAGAUGCACUACGGGACAUUGGCAUCCAUAACUUUUGCACUACGGCGCUCCCGAUGGCCUGGUGGGCUGCGUCCGUCCGUCCGUUCGUUCGUUCGUUCGUUCGCAUUCCAAAUGUGUGGGUGGUCUCUCUGACUUCCCAUUGCGGUCCAAAACUCUUCCCCCCCCCCCCCUUCCCACACGCCGAUUCGUCCGAAUGAUGUGAAGGAUGCCAAAAAUGAAGGUCACAUGACAUCGGAAGAGAAAAUGUCCUAUUUAAAGUUACGGGCUCUCUCUCUUUUUUUUUUCUCUCUCUCUCUUUCUCCUUUUUUAAAAAUUGUGUGUCGCUAUGAUAUUGUGCCUGUGCUUCUUUCGCAAUGUGACGGCCAUCGUUUGCGUUUGUUAAUAAAAAAUAAAAACAAAAAAAAAAAAAAAGGUUGAAAUGGGGCAAAAGGCCGCGUCGCGUCUUUUUCGGGACAUUUUGACGUUCCAGGGAGUCCUCGGUCCACGGCCGAGAUCCGUUCCUACGGUAGCGACUCGAGUCGGAUUCCGCCGUUCGAGUCAGAAUUCACAAAUGUGUUGGGCGGCUAAAGUGCCAUUUUGGAUCAUCUUCUAGUUAGUAAUUAACGCGGACUCAAUAUGCUAAAAAUGCACAUUUGGCUGACAAACUAAAGCACGGGUGUCAAACUCAAGGCCCGGGGGCCAAAUGUGGCCCGCCACAUGAUUU
Molecule: messenger RNA, 4416 nt
Organism: Syngnathoides biaculeatus (alligator pipefish)
Lineage: Eukaryota; Metazoa; Chordata; Actinopteri; Syngnathiformes; Syngnathidae
Gene: foxa3
Product: forkhead box A3
Exons: 2
Coding region: 211-1527 (438 amino acids)
Biological process (GO): regulation of transcription by RNA polymerase II; anatomical structure morphogenesis; cell differentiation
Molecular function (GO): transcription factor binding; RNA polymerase II cis-regulatory region sequence-specific DNA binding; DNA-binding transcription factor activity, RNA polymerase II-specific
Source: RefSeq, a predicted model, not a curated record